Messenger RNA from Staurois parvus, 333 nucleotides. The record is from the annotation of a GenBank genome assembly. NCBI's taxonomy places the organism in Eukaryota, Metazoa, Chordata, Amphibia, Anura, Ranidae.
AUGGCUGCGGUAGUAAUGAAGAGAGAAGGACCACAGUUCAUCAGUGAAUCUGCAGUUCGAGGGAAUGCCGCUGUCCUUGAUUACUGCAGGACAUCUGUUUCAGCCCUGUCUGGGGCCACUGCUGGGAUCCUUGGAUUGACGGGAUUGUACGGCUUCAUCUUUUAUUUCCUUGCCUCGUUCCUCCUCUCCCUUCUCUUGGUAUUAAAGUCUGGACGACGAUGGAAUAAAUAUUUCAAAUCAAGGAGGCCACUGUUCACUGGUGGGCUUAUUGGUGGCUUGUUUACUUACGUCCUGUUUUGGACCUUCCUCUAUGGCAUGGUGCAUGUAUACUGA